Messenger RNA from Salmo salar (Atlantic salmon), 4239 nucleotides. The record is from RefSeq and is a predicted model, not a curated record. Lineage: Eukaryota; Metazoa; Chordata; Actinopteri; Salmoniformes; Salmonidae.
AUUAUGGCAAGGCUGACGUGGUUUAUUGUGCCAAGGUAGGCCGUAUCCCUUGUUUAAACGUCCAUGCAUAGACUCAUCACGUGGGCAUCUCCUUGAGCGCAAACUGUAAUCGAUAGGGAUUGUAUCAUACUCACAAACACGGAGCAUUGUUUUGGUUUACAGCUACUGGAUUUAAAAGUGGAGAAGAAAAAACUUUGCACCCACUUCACAUUCAUCGGCUUGGUAUCACAUUGGAUUCUAACAUAUUUUGAAAAGAUAAUCGAAUGCACUGAUACAUGUUUUAUUUUCAUGGGUUGCACUUUUGCAAGCAGGGCUAUCGACGGGACAAGCCUGCCUUGGUGGUUACCGAGCAUGCGAAAUGGGGUCAUAUGCUGACGGGGCUUGUUUUGAACUCCGGACUGAAUAAUAACAGUUGUAUUUUUAAAUACAAGUACUAUUUAAAAUUCCAAAAUGGCUAGCCCAACUACAGAGCAACAGGGUUGUUUUUCAGAUGUAAGAAAGGUGGGUUAUUUAAGGAAACCUAAAAGCAUGCACAAGAGGUUUUUUGUCCUGCGGGAUGCUAGUGCUGCAGGACCCUCCAGGUUGGAGUACUACGAAAAUGAAAAAAAAUGGAGACACAAGUCCGGGGUGCCUAAAAGGUCAAUCCUGCUGGAGAGCUGCUUCAACAUAAAUAAAAGGGCAGAUUCAAAAAACAAAUACCUGGUGGCUCUUUACACCAAGGAUGAGUAUUUCUCUAUUGCAGCGGACAGCGAGCAGGAACAAGACAGGUGGCACCAAGCACUAGUGGACCUACACAACAAAGGUAAAGUUCAUGAUGCUGCUGUUGGUGGCAGUGGGAUGGCAGAGGAGAAUUAUGGAGAAGAAACCAUGCCAGAACCUGCCUUUAAAGAAGUCUGGCAAGUUAUUUUGAAACCAAAGGGCCUGGGACACACCAAAAAUUUUAUUGGGAUUUACAGAUUGUGCCUAACAAAUAAAACCAUCAGCUUUGUGAAAUUGAACUCCGACGCAGCGGCGGUCGUGCUGCAAUUAAUGAAUAUAAGGCGAUGCGGUCAUUCAGAGAAUUUAUUUUUCAUUGAAGUGGGAAGAUCCGCAGUCACAGGACCAGGGGAAUUUUGGAUGCAAGUGGACGACUCUGUUGUUGCUCAAAAUAUGCAUGAAACCAUCCUGGAGGCGAUGAAAGCGAUGAGUGAGGAAUUUCGUCCCCGGAGCAAAAGCCAUUCCUCGUCAAACUGCUCCAACCCAAUCUCUGUGCCUUUGAGAAGGCAUCACCACAACAACUUGCCACCUAGCCAAGUGGGACUGGGAAGGAGGUCCCGGACUGAGAGUGUGACGGCCACCUCGCCUGCUGGCCCGGGAAAGCACAGUCAUUCAUUCAGAGUGAGAGCCUCUAGUGAUGGCGAAGGAACCAUGUCCAGACCAGCCUCAGUGGAUGGGAGCCCCUGUGCUGCCAGGACACAAUCUCACAGACACAGAGGGGCCUCCCGCCUCCACCCUCCCCUCAACCACAGCAGGUCUAUCCCCAUGCCCUCUUCGCGCUGCUCCCCCUCAGCAAUCAGCCCAGUUAGCCUGUCCUCCAGCAGUACGAGCGGGCACGGCUCCACUUCAGACUGUCUCUACCCCUGCCGCUCCAGUGCCUCCAUAUCUGGCUCUCCUAUUGACGGGGGAUUCAUUUCCUCUGAUGAGUAUGGAUCCAGCCCCUGUGACUUCAGGUGCUCCUUCCGCAGUGUCACACCUGACUCCUUGGGUCACACACCGCCCGCCAGGGAGGAAGAACUCAACAACUACAUCUGCAUGGCGAAGUCUGCAACUCUUCUGAGGGGCCACUGUGGCUGCAGCCCCCACCCCCAUGGCACGCCAUCCCACCUGGACGAGCCUGAGCUGGAGAAGUGCUUCAGGAAACGGACACACUCCUCGAGCACAUCUCCCCUGACAGUGUGCCACCAGAAGACCCCCUCUCAGUCCUCCACAGUAUCGCUGGAGGAGUACACAGUAAUGCAGCCUGCAUACUCGUCAUGCAGCCGAGCAUCCAGCUACAGGCACUCUGCCUUCAUGCCCACACACUCAUACCCAGAGGAGGGCAUAGACAUCUCCUUAGAGGGCAACAGGGUGAGCCAAAAAGAUGAUGGCUACAUGCCCAUGACCCCAGGUGUGGCACCUGCCACAGGUAAAAGUGCCGACUACAUGCCCAUGAGCCCCAAAAUUGUGUCAGUGCCACAGCAGAUUAACUCCCACCAGCACCCCAAAAUGGACUCCAAUGGGUACAUGAUGAUGUCACCCAGCGGGAGCUGCUCACCAGACACCACAAACUACGGUCAAAUCUGGACCAAUGGGGUCAACCCUAAGCUGUCUGUCCAGAGCACGGAGGAUAAAUUGUUGUCGCGCGGGGAUUACAUGAACAUGUCACCGGCGAGCUGCUCCAUGACUAGCACGCCGCCAGACUGCUACAUCAACCUGGUAGAGGAUCCACCCAAGUCCAUGUAUGCCUACUUUUCUUUGCCUCGCUCUUUUGAACACAGUCACAGGAAGCUGGACCAGAACCCCCUUCACCUUUCGCUCAGCUCUGGACACCUGGCCUUCGGACACUCUUUAGCCUCCUCCACGAGCAGCGACCGUCUGAUGGGACAGGGCUACAGUGGUCAGCCCGUGGUCAAGCCCAAGAUAGCUGAUGUGGACAGCAGGCUGACCAGGCCCACGCGCCUCUCUCUGGAGGGCAACAAAGCCAGCACCCUGCCUCGCACCCAUGAGUGCCCCUUCCCUGCAGAUCCCAAGAGCCCCGGGGAGUAUGUCAACAUAGAGUUCAACGACAAGGCCUUCUCAGCUGGCUUGGCCACUCACUUCUCCCCUGUGUUCCCAGGGAGUGGCCCAGAGAGCCUAGCAGAGAUUUCCUCAGACUACAUGAACAUGCACCUGGGUGCUCAGGGCAGGGGCAUUCCCAGCUGGGCAGCCAAACCCCUAGCCUCCUGCACAGAUGGCUAUACUAUAGUGGCCCCUGUGGCUCCCUCCUCCUCUGUGAUCCCCUGUGAGAACCUCUGUAGACGGGACUACAGCAGGGCACAGACUGACUACUCUGACACACAGAUGAUUCUGAACGCUCCGAUGUCGACCAUUGAUGUCACCCCCUUCUCUGUGUCCCCUCCAAGCCAAGACCUGUCUGUGCUGGGUGCGGGUCCCAGUGCUGUGCCCUUAGGACUAAUGGGCCCUCUCUCUGGGCUGAGUGCUUUCACCAGGGUUAACUCUAGUUUCAUCUGGAACCAGGGAGCUAAAUUGAUCUGCGCUGACCAGCAGGGCCGGCGCCGGCACAGCUCCGAGACCUUCUCUUCCACGAGAGUCCUGGUCAGCGCUGCCUCGCCCUCCGUGGAGGAAGUGAAACGUCACAGCUCCUCCUCUUUCGAGAAUGUGUGGCUGAAGCCGGGAGAAUCCCCAUUAUCUGCCAACGGGAGGAGAGAAAGCCCAUCAGGGCCCAGCUCUAACGGACAGAACCAGAACAGGCUGAACUACAUCGACCUGGACCUGGCUCAGGACCAGAACCUCCCAGAGUGGAGUUCCCUCUGGGCCAGAGCCAGGGACACGCAAGGUGGGAGUGCCCCAGAGGACCUGCGCGCCUAUGCCAGCAUUAGUUUUCAGAAAGCAGACGAGUCGAGGAUGAACCCCGCUCACAGAGAAGGUAAGACUGUCCACUCCCCGUAGCAUCUUUUCAUAACAAUUCUGAAUUUGUUAGUGUGUGUGCGUUGCAUGUCUGUGGGUGGAGUCAGAGUUUGUGUGUUAGCCCUCGGAAAUGUUGAGCCUAUUUCCAUGAAAAUACUUGUGGUAUUCAUGUUUCAUCAUUGUGCAUACCACCAUUCAGAUUACUGUAUGGAUGAAACAUGAAGUCCCAAGUUUAUAAGCAUGCACAUUGAAAGCAGAAAACAUACUGUACUCAGUCAGUUCCAGACCUGGGUGAUUCCCUUAAGCUGGCCCACUCAUAAGAGGUUUCUCAGGAGCCAGAAUUAGUUUAUUUUGCAAUGUAAUACAUGACUAUAUGAGCUUGACUUUCUACUGAGCUACUCUACUGAGCUCCAAUCAGUGUAGCACAGUUUCAUAUAGGUAAACUAAGUAUUCAUAUCUUUAUUUUUUAAACAAGCCUUAGAAAGUUGGUUGCAAUUUCAGUUUAAUCCACCUGAAAAGACAGAACAAAUAAUACAACAAAUAUUGUGGUUAAAUUCAAAUAUAGUAAUUGAUAAAAAAAAAAAAAAAUUCGAA